Molecule: messenger RNA, 1539 nt
Organism: Alternaria rosae
Lineage: Eukaryota; Fungi; Ascomycota; Dothideomycetes; Pleosporales; Pleosporaceae
Exons: 2
Coding region: 309-1370 (353 amino acids)
Molecular function (GO): oxidoreductase activity, acting on the CH-CH group of donors, NAD or NADP as acceptor
Source: RefSeq, a predicted model, not a curated record
CCGAAAGCCGAGGUUCACCGUAAACAUCUCUACCUUAGCUCGAGUCGACUAUAUGCCAAGUACUAAGUAGAGCUAGCAAGUCCUUACAUGCUCUUACGUUUGGGCUUGAGUUGUCCAGGAUCAACGUGGAAGAUCUGGUGGACCCCACCGCAGCUUCGAGACUGUUUAGCUGCUGUUGUACUUAAAAAGGGUGGCCGCAUCUCGUACUCAUUAUACAUACUCUCUUCAAUCAUCUACAAUUUCGACAGCAAACUACCACAUCACCUACUCAAUUGCAUACAGAACACUAUCCCAUAACAGAUAGGAAGAUGCCGGGCCAACAAACUCGCCAAUGGGUUCUUGCCAACCCACCACUCAACGACCCCGUCAUUGAGGGCAACGAUGCGACCUUUUCGCUCCAGACCAUUGACCUCCCAAGCCCGAACGCUGAUCAAGUCCUCAUCAAAGUACUCUACUUCUCCAAUGACCCCGCACAAAGAGGAUGGAUCCAGAAAGACAUGGACCCUGAGCGCCUCUACGUGGAGCCGGUGAAGCAAGGUGGCGUAAUGCGUUCCUUCGCCAUUGCCGAAAUUGUCGAAUCCAGCACCGACAGCCUGCCCAAGGGUCAACUCGUCAUGGGCGACUUCGGCUGGACAGAAUAUGCCGUUGUAUCCAACAAAGCCGUUCGACCCAUUCAAGCCGACGAGAGCGCCGGCAUCCGCCCCACGCACUUCAUCGGCGCACUCGGCGGAACCGGUCUGACCGCGUACUACGGCCUCAUCGACAUCGCGCGCGCCUCUUCCUCCGACACGGUCGUCGUUUCCGGGGCCGCGGGAGCCACCGGCUCCAUGGUUGUGCAACUCGCCAAGCACGUUCUUGGGUGUAAACGCGUCAUCGGCAUUGCCGGUGGUGAAAAGAAGUGCCGCUGGGUCGAGAGUCUGGGCGCAGAUGUUUGUGUCGACUACAAAGCCGCGUCUUUCGAGGCUGACCUCAAGAAAGCCACGGAAGGUUACGUAGAAGUUUACUUUGACAAUGUUGGCGGCGACAUCUUAUCACUCAUGCUGGGUCGUAUGAAGCGCCACGGACGCAUCGCUGCGUGCGGCGCCGUCGCAACGUACAACUCCAUGGGCGACAGCGGCGUCAAGAACUGGUUCGAGAUUAUCAGCAAUCGCAUUGAGGUCAGAGGCUUCAUUGUUAUCGAUGCUAUUGAGUCGGGCAAGGCUGGUCAGUAUAUCCAGGAGUUGAUCAAGGGAGUCAAGGAGGGUAAGCUCAAGGUUGGGCCCGAAACGGAGACAGUGGUUAAGACUAAGUUUGAGGAUGUGCCUAAGACUUGGAUGAUGCUUUUCCAGGGUGGCAACACGGGCAAGUUGGUCACGGAGGUACAGGGCUAGGUUAUCAUACGAGCAACUGUAUAGAUGUCGAGUCAAUGUUACAAAUGGGAAGUACUCAAACCUUGCAUCACAUAGGAACAGGUGUGACAUUAGCAUAUCCAGGGAUGUACUAUCCACAGCAUAUAUCAUGUCGUGUAAACCAUAGUCCAAUUCAGUCUUUGCCGUUGUA